CAGCAGGUCGGAACCAAUGCCGCGGACAUGACGGAAGUUUAGACGGUUGCUCUGGGUGAACGAAGCAAAGAACACUGACAGCAGCAUCGCGUCACUAAAAAACACAACUAUUAUCGCCUCCCUUUAAUUAACCUAGUCUCCCCUUUACCCUCACCCAUGGCGUCUAAUUCUAAAAUCGACAUUGAGGAUGCGACCCAGCAUCUUCGAGAUAUCCUGAAGCUCGGUAACAGCAGCGAUGCGCCAAGUGAUGGUCAGAAGAUGCCGUCUUUUAACGGAGAGCUGAAUGGACUACUGGGGGUAGCAGGCAUUCUAGGGAGUACUGAAAGAUCAACCAUGUCAGAAUCUAGUCGACCCAUCUCCACAGACAUCAGCAGCGCUGAGGAGAAUCAGAUCAUCUGCCUGUCUGGCGAUGAUGGCUCCACUUGCACACCCAUCAUCUCUAGCAAUGUAGAGAUUGUUGCAAGUCAGGACUCCAGCAUCAACAGCAAGGCCAGAGGCAGCAACAAGGUGAAGAUUCAGCCUGUUGCAAAGUAUGACUGGGAACAUAGAUAUUAUUAUGGCAGGCUGAUAGCCGUGUCAAACUCCUUUCUUGCUUACGCUAUCAGAGGAGCCAACAACCACGCAAUGGUUCGUGUUCUAAGUCUGGGUUUUGCUGAACGAUCGCUGCUAAAAGGAUUCACUGGAGCUGUCGCAGAUUUGGCUUUUGCCCACCUUGACUCCUCUCUGCUGGGUUGCGUUGAUGAAGCAGGCAACCUGAUGGUCUGGCAACUCACAUGCACUGGACUCAAGAUACUAGAUCAGAUUGUUGUUCACAUCAAACGGCCAGAAGACACUCCUCUAAACUCGCAUAGACGUCUCAUCUGGUGUCCGUUCAUUCAGGAUGACAGUGAGGAUAACCAGGACGACUCCAGCCAGACUCUGGCUCUGCUACAUGAAGACAAGGCUGAGGUCUGGGACCUGGAGGUGUUGAAGGCUAACUUCAGCAGUUGGCCUGUUGAUGCCACAGAAGUAAAGGAAGGCCGUAUCACUGUAAAGGGACACACUCAGUGUGUCAGUGAAGGAGCCUUGUCUCCAGAUGGAACUGUCUUGGCCACAGCUAGUCAUGAUGGCUACAUCAAGUUCUGGCAGCUGUACAUAGAAGGAGGACAGGACAAACCCAGUAUGUCUGCUCUUCACGCUCCUUCCAGAUGUCUCCACGAACUCCGGCCUCACGGAGGGCGACCUCUCUCUUGUCUUCUUUUCUGUGACAACCACAAGAGGCAGGACCCAGACGUUCCUUUCUGGCGGUUCCUCAUAACUGGAGCAGAUCAGAACCAAGAGUUGAAGAUGUGGUGCACCGUCUCGUGGACCUGCCUGCAGACCAUCAGGUUUUCUCCAUAUCCAUUCAACCCCACAGCUCUGCCGAGUCUGAAGGCCAGUCUAGAUCUUUCUGCCGAGUAUCUCAUCCUCACUGAUGUACAGAGGAAGGUUCUGUAUGUGAUGGAGCUGCGGCAGGACCUGGAGAAAGGCAAGGCCAGUUUCACCGCUGUGUCCGAGUUCCUGCUCACACACCCCGUGCUCAGUUUUGGAGUGCGGGACGUGACCCAGUGCCGACUGCAGCACACUGAAGUUCUGCCUGCAGAGGAGGAGAGCGAGAGCAUGAGCACAGAGGGCCCUCAAGGACCCACAGAGUCCAAGUCAGGGAUCCAGAUUAAACUCUACUGUGUUCACACCAAGAGUUUGCAGGACGUGCAGAUCUGGUUUCAGCCAAACAUGUGUUCCAGUUCUGCGGGCUUCCUCCCUCAUUCAGAUUCUCAGGAUGGGUUUGGAGGCUUUUCAGACAAUCUCACUGACCACAGCUCUGACAAAGACUCGGGGAGUGGCUCCCAGACUGACCUGAGGAAGAUCCCACCUCUACCUGCCCCUGCUGACUUCCUGUCGAACUCUGCCACUGGGCCGAUGCCCAAACUGAUGACACCCGAUGCCUUCAUGACACCGAGCACUUCAGUCCCAGCUUCCCCCGGCAGCAGUGCCAGCAGCUUGACCAUUGUUACUGCUAUCAGCAGCAACUCUGACUCUACCAGAGCUCUUGAUGAUGUCAGUCAGAGUCCUAACAGAGUGGACAACAACAGCAGCAGCAGCAGCAGUAGUAUGACCCUCUCCACCUCCACCAGCAGUCCCAGAGCAGCGUCUGCUGUGCUGCUGCCCGGACUGGAAAACCUACAGGCUAUGGUCUCUCCAAGUGGACCCCUUGGACUCGACAACUCCCAAGUCCUGGACUCUCCUCUCCUGCCGCCGCUAUCCUCUCCGACCAGAGCGCGCUCCCCAGACGUCAUCUCCUCGGCCUCCACGGCCAUGUCCCAGGACAUGCCUGAAAUCGCGUCCCAGACUCUGCAGCGUAGCUUAGUGUCCAGCCUGGAGCCUCUGCCACUUUCUGCUCUCCAGACGGACAGCAUGGCCUCCGCUGCUUCCGCUUUGCACCUGCUGACCUCACCGCGCUCAGCCAACACUAGCCUGCUGCCUCUGGAACUAGGAGGAGUUGAUGGACCAGGAGGCGGCGCCGUGGAGACAGAACCUAGACUUAGCCACACACCUUCGUUACUGGAAAAUGCCUUAUCGCAGGAGAACCCCGGAGGUGGAGGAGGCGGCUCCUCUGACGGAAGUGUGAGCCACACACCCUGGCCGGCUGCACCUGACAUCACCAGAGAAACCAGGAACAGUCUGAGGGACAACGGCCUAGGAGAAUGUUCUAGAGAUGAAUCAAAGGACAGACACCUGAGUUCGCCGUACCACCGGCGCUCCUAUCACCUCCCACAGAACGACAGUCAGGACACCGGUGCAGAGCAGAGUGACCCUGACGAUGAAGUGGCCAGUCUGGCCUCGUCCUCUGGGAACUGCGGCUCUCGAUCUUCUCACCGACUCCCUGUCAAAGACUGGAAGACGUCCCCAAGAGCCUCGCCGAAAGUAAAGAGGAAGUCAAAGAAAGAAGACAGUGAAUCAUCUCAAUUCAGACAAAUGGACUCUGGACAGGUGAAUGCAGAAGUACAGGAUGAGUUGUUGAUGCUGCUGCGUAGCCAGCAGAGGGAGCUGACAGAUCUCCGUGGACAGAUAGAAGCCAUGCAGAGCUCCAUCAUGUCUCAGGUGGAGCACGUCCUGUCCAACCACCAGGAGCAAGAACAGCGCAGACUGGAGCGAGUUCUGGCCGAGAGUCGGAACCACCAGCAGCAGCUUCAGGAUCAGCUGAGCGAGCAGCUCGUCCACGCCCUCACCUCUGCGCUCACCAACAGAAUGGACAAAAUCCUGCGGGAGGAAAUGAAGAGAACCGUCCCGCAGACGAUCUCCAAGAGUCUGGAGCCCGUGACAGGUCAGCUUAGCAACACCAUCGCUGCCAAACUGACGGCGGUGGAGGUGACCUUAAAGGACAAUGUCAGCAAAGUGGUCAAAUCAAAGAACACGACAGACGCCAUUGGUCGAGCCGCCGCCGAAGCCAUGCAGGGGCCCAUCCAGGCGGCGUACAAAGAGGCGUUCCAAAGCAUCGUGCUUCCUGUGUUUGAGCGAGGCUGCCAGUCCAUGUUUCAACAGAUCAAUGACAGCUUCAAACAAGGCACCCAAGAAUACAUCCAGCAGCUGGAGACUCACAUGAAGAGCAGGAAGCAGAGGGAGCUGGAGGCCCGCGACCCCAUGGUUGGUCAGCUCCAGCAGAUGAUUGACAGCUUCCAAACGUCCACCGACCAGCUGGCCAGCAACAUCACGACUAACAUCCGCGCCGAGGUCCAGCACCAGAUCCAGAUAAUGAUGGGAAAUUUGCAGGAGUCUAUUCUCAGCCACGUGCAGCGAAUCGUCAAAGGGGAGGUGAGCCUGGCCAUGAAGGAGCAGCAGGCGGUGGUCACCUCCAGUAUCAUGCAGGCCAUGAGGUCAGCGGCCGGCACGCCCGUCCCCACGGCACACCUGGACUACCAGACGCAGCAGGCCAACAUCCUGCAGCUGCUCCAGCAGGGUCAGGUCAACCAGGCUUUCCAGCAGGCCCUGUCAGCGACAGACCUGAACCUGGUCCUGUACGUGUGCGAGACCAUCGACUCUCAGCAGGUGUUCGGUCAGCAUCCCUGUCCACUCAGCCAACCCGUGCUGCUGUCGCUCAUCCAACAGCUGUCAUCCAACCUCUCCACCCGCUCUGACCUGAAGAUCAGCUACCUGGAGGACGCCGUGAUGAACCUGGACCACAACGACCCGCUGACCAGAGACCACAUGACGGCCGUGUUGGCUCAGGUCAGGCCCAAGCUCUUCACCUUCCUGCAGCACGACCCUCACAGCCCGCUGAGCAAGAGGGCGCGGCGUCUGCUGAUGAUGCUGCAGGGACUGGUCAACCACUAGUCCUCGCCCGCUGGAAGUGUGGUGCCGAGCCGCCGCAGGAUCUCCGUCUGGUUCUUCUGUUGGAGCACGCAGAACUACUUCAAUCCAUGUUCACGCCGUUUGCCGCGGGAUUGAGGACUGAAGGUUUUGGAAAGAAAGUUAAAAAACAAAAAACAAAACAACAAAAAAAAAAGAAGUCUACCAGUCCUUCAUUUCUUAGUUUUACUUUUAUCGUCCGUCCUCCGCCUGAAAGAGUCAAACAUCGAGGUAGGAAGUAGACUGUUUUGGUUUGAUUUCCAGUCAGUGAAACAGGAGACAAUGAUUGUCUGGAUCCAGAGAUCGUCUGCAGAAGAGACUCUUCAAGUUCACCGUAGAUUUCAGCAGACCUUCGUCGUCAUCAUCAUCAUCAUCAUUAUCAUUAUCAUUGCUGCUGCUGCUGCUGUUCUGUGGAAACAUUCAGCCUUUUGUCUUUAUCCAGAAGCAAACGAUUGUCCCCGGUGAGGUCAACCAGACUCUGGUGAUGGUCUCCUCAGUCCAGGAGAAAUUUUUUUUUUUUUUUUAAACUGUCACCUACAGAAAGUGUGUCCAACCUGUCCACACCCACUGAGGAUGCUUCACUUCCUCUGACCACUGACCGGACAGGGUCACAGACACAGAACAAGAAGGAAACGUGGCCUCGUCAGAGUUUGAUGGCUGCAGCAACGCAACAUCUCUACGUUUAGUUCCUCUAAAAAAAAAAAAAAAAAAAAAAAGUUUUUAAGAGUAUUUUCCUUUCAGUUUCUGCUCAUUGGUGCAGUAUAUGGCCAGAUCAGUUCUCCGUGAGGAUCAACCGUUCUUUUGCUGAAACGCAACAUUUUUCUUCCUCGUGUUCAAACCUAUAAGAAAACGACGGCAACAACAAGAAAAACUCUCUUUAUUAUUGCCUUUUCUUUCGACCUUGUCUUCACAAAUCCCUCAGAUCCUGACGGAAACAAAUUGUGACUAAAUGAGAGGGAAUUGGUUUCGAAGGUUGAUAAAUAUCUGUCAAACUGAAUCGUUACUGUCUGAAUAGCGCCCCCUCUCUUUUUAUAUAUAAAAUUAAUGACAUUUAGUAUUUGUAAGACUCGUAUACUUGCUUUAAAACUAGUUCCAAACAAUUCCUGAACACUAGUGUUUCUGCUGAUUGUUUUUUUUUUUAAAGGGUGUAGUUACUCCUCACAGACUGCAGGUGGCAGUGUUUCUUCAGCCCGCGGGUAGUGCAGCCUCAGUUGGUGGUUUCAGUUGAUGCAGUCACUCGUCAUUCCUGGUUUGGAGUGUGUUGGUGUCAAACUGGUUGGUGAUUGACGGGUGUACGAAAAAAACAAACCACAACAAAAAAAUAUACAGUAUAACAAUAAUGUGUUCGUUCACCACGUGAGGAACGUGUUCGCGGUGGGUUCUGUGUAGCAAGUGCCUUAUUGUACUCGACCUCGUUUUGGACUUGAGUCCCCGUUUGGGUCCUUAAACGUUCAGGCUUCGCCCCCCCAGCGGUUCCAUUUAACGUUGAAACGCUUCUUUUGUUUUCAUUUUAAGAAAUAAAUACUAAGGAUAAUAACAAUAAAGUGUGGUUGGAUCCGAGUUCAUUCUGCAACAGUGACGUGAGAGGAGAAAAAAAAAUCCUGUUGUUUUUUUGUUGUUGUUGUUGGUGACUGUGGAGGAGGAGAUUGUAGUGAUGUUUGACUGAGAGGAACUUCUGUCACUGUUUCCCUCUCACCUGAUUAUGUUGUGUAACUUUUACAGUUUGUUUUACCCCAAACAUUUUGGAAUAAAAAAAUAAUGGUUCAAUUUUC
Molecule: messenger RNA, 6137 nt
Organism: Cynoglossus semilaevis (tongue sole)
Lineage: Eukaryota; Metazoa; Chordata; Actinopteri; Pleuronectiformes; Cynoglossidae
Gene: edc4
Product: enhancer of mRNA decapping 4
Exons: 30
Coding region: 157-4350 (1397 amino acids)
Biological process (GO): deadenylation-independent decapping of nuclear-transcribed mRNA
Cellular component (GO): P-body
Molecular function (GO): protein binding
Source: RefSeq, a predicted model, not a curated record